AUGGCAGCUCAAGAUACCGUCAAUUGUGACUUCCCCAUCAUAGAUUCGCAUAUACAUCUCUACCCUGCAUCCCAUAUCUCGUCCUUGAAUUGGACGGCAGAUCUUCCAGCAGAACACCCACUAAAUCGGCAAUGCUCUGUUGAGGAGUACAAAGCAGCCACACGGGACACACCGAACCUUCUUGGAUUUGUGUUUCUGGAAACAGACCGCAAAUCUGGUUUAGGCGAGAAACAAUGGCAAGAUGCUCUGGACGAGGUCGAUUUCUUGGUGAGGAUUGGAAGAGGUACUCCUCAAGACGACGAUGGCCAUCAGCCGGAAGAUGCCAGACUCGUCCUCGGUAUCGUCCCGUGGGCCCCUGUUGCCGCUGGCGAGAAAGCCUUAUCAGCAUAUGUGAACCAAGUUCGGCAGCGUUGCGGAGAGAAGUGGGAUAUCGUCAAAGGCUUUCGGUACCUGGUCCAAGACAAGCCUUCUGGGGUUAUGCUGCAUCAGCACUUCAUUGAAGGCCUGCAAUGGUUGGCCAAUAAUGGCCUCACGUUCGACCUUGGGGUUGAUGCCCGAUCUGGUGGACUGCAUCAAUUGGAGGAGGCUUGUGAGAUGAUGGACACAGUGUACGCCGGAGGGAGCCAGCUCAGAAUCAUCAUUAAUCACUUCUGCAAACCCGAUUUACGCUUGACGGCAGGUGAAGCUUUGGAAGGACACGCAGAUUUUACAAGGUGGAAAGACUGCGUCUACAAAAUGUCGAAUCAUAACUCAACAUACAUGAAAUUGUCAGGCUUGUUUUCGGAACUUCCACCACAGAGCAUGAAUGCACCGACCGAUGUUUCAGUCCUGGUAAAUCGCACGAAACCAUGGGUAGACGUUGUCUUUAAAGCCUUUGGGCCUUCCAGAAUCAUGUACGGGUCGGACUGGCCCGUUUGCACCGUCGGUGGCCCGGGUAUUCAGGCUUCAUGGCAACAUUGGCGGAUGUUCGUCAGCGCAAUACUCAAGUCUCAAGGUCUGACUGCCGAAGAACAAACACGUGUUUGGUCGAACACGGCUGCAGAGGCCUAUAAUAUCUGGACCACAUGA
Exophiala xenobiotica is the source of this 1068-nucleotide messenger RNA. RefSeq lists its product as uncharacterized. NCBI's taxonomy places the organism in Eukaryota, Fungi, Ascomycota, Eurotiomycetes, Chaetothyriales, Herpotrichiellaceae. Bases 1 to 1068 code for a protein of 355 amino acids. Gene Ontology annotation, molecular function: hydrolase activity. The record is from RefSeq and is a predicted model, not a curated record. The transcript has a single exon.